GAUAUUGCAGCAAAUUGCAAUCCAUUUGGAAAGUGCAGCACAAACAAGUCAGAAUAUUAAUGUGUUUUUCAUCAAUGAGGUGGAUAAUGAGCCGGCAAUGAAGGCGGUGGAUGUGGUCUUAACUUACUUGAAGAAGAAUCCCAGCUAUGGUCUAUCCGUGCAGGUUGACUCCCUUGAGGCAAACAGAACCGAUGCUAAAAUAUUACUGGAAGCAAUUUGCAAUAAAUAUGCAUCCAGCAUUGAGAAGAAACAAAUGCCACAUUUGAUUUUUGAUACAACCAAGUCUGGGGUGGCUUCGGAAACCGUCAAGAGCUUUACACAGGCAUUGGGUCUGCCCACCAUCAGCGCCUCCUACGGCCAGGAGGGAGAUCUGCGACAGUGGCGGGAUUUAGAUGAAGCCAAGCAAAAGUAUCUGCUGCAGGUGAUGCCACCGGCUGAUAUUAUUCCCGAGGCUGUGCGCAGCAUUGUGAAGCGAUUGAAUAUUACAAAUGCUGCAAUUCUCUAUGAUGACACCUUCGUGAUGGAUCACAAAUACAAGUCGCUGUUGCAAAACAUUCAAACACGUCAUGUCAUCACAGCAAUCGCCAAGGAUGGCAAACGUGAGCGAGAGGAACAAAUUGAAAAGUUACGCAAUCUGGACAUCAAUAAUUUCUUUAUCCUCGGCAAUCUGCAAUCCAUACGCAUGGUCUUGGAGUCGGUGAAACCAGCGUACUUUGAGCGUAAUUUCGCCUGGCAUGCGAUCACCCAAAGCGAGGGAGAAGUCAGCAGUCAGCGGGAUAAUGCAACGAUUAUGUUUCUGAAACCCAUGGCGUAUACGCAAUAUCGCGAUCGUUUGGGCCUACUUCGUACUACUUUUAAUUUAAAUGAGGAACCGCAGCUGGCAUCUGCUUUUUAUUUUGAUCUAGCGUUGCGCAGUUUUCUGGCAAUCAAAGAAAUGCUGCAGUCAGGCGCCUGGCCAAAGGACAUGGAGUAUCUGAACUGUGACGAUUUUCAGGGCGGAAAUACACCUGAACGCAAUAUUGAUCUGAGGCAAUAUUUCACACAGGUUAGCGAACCAACAUCCUAUGGCACUUUCGACCUGGUCACGCAAGCAAGAAAACCCUUUAACGGUUUCAGCUAUAUGAAAUUUGAAAUGGACAUCAAUGUGCUCCAGAUUCGAGGUGGUAGCUCCGUUAAUAGCAAAUCGAUUGGCACCUGGACAGCUGGACUUGACUCCCCACUCGUCGUCAAAGAUGAGGAGCAGAUGAAGAAUCUCACCGCAGAUACGGUCUAUCGCAUCUUUACUGUGGUGCAAGCGCCUUUUAUAAUGCGGGAUGAGACAGCUCCGAAGGGAUAUAAGGGAUACUGCAUCGAUUUGAUUGAUGAGAUUGCGGCAAUUGUGCACUUUGACUAUGAGAUUCAGGAAGUGGAGGAUGGGAAGUUCGGCAACAUGGAUGAGAAGGGUGAAUGGAAUGGCAUCGUUAAGAAGUUGAUUGACAAGCAAGCGGACAUUGGACUGGGCAGCAUGUCGGUUAUGGCAGAGCGGGAAAUAGUUAUAGAUUUCACUGUUCCAUAUUAUGAUCUUGUUGGCAUUACCAUCAUGAUGCAGCGUCCCACUUCUCCGAGUUCUCUUUUCAAGUUCCUUACCGUGCUGGAGACGAAUGUCUGGCUUUGUAUAUUGGCUGCCUAUUUCUUUACCAGCUUUCUCAUGUGGAUCUUUGAUCGCUGGAGUCCAUACAGUUACCAGAACAAUCGGGAGAAGUACAAAGAUGACGAGGAGAAGCGUGAGUUCAACUUAAAGGAGUGUCUUUGGUUCUGCAUGACUUCGUUGACGCCUCAAGGAGGCGGUGAAGCCCCUAAGAACCUUUCCGGUCGUCUAGUCGCUGCAACUUGGUGGCUUUUUGGAUUCAUUAUCAUUGCCUCGUACACAGCCAAUUUGGCUGCCUUCUUGACAGUCUCACGUUUGGACACACCUGUUGAAUCCCUAGAUGAUCUGUCCAAGCAAUAUAAGAUUCUAUAUGCUCCGUUGAAUGGCUCCUCGGCGAUGACAUACUUUGAGCGUAUGGCAAACAUUGAGCAAAUGUUUUACGAAAUCUGGAAGGACUUGUCACUGAACGAUUCACUUACUCCGCUGGAGCGUUCCAAGUUGGCCGUCUGGGAUUAUCCAGUGAGUGAUAAGUAUACGAAAAUGUGGCAGGCUAUGCAGGAGGCAGGACUCCCGGCAUCCUUGGAUGAGGCAGUAAAGCGUGUGCGCAACUCAAGCACGGCGACAGGAUUUGCAUUUCUAGGAGAUGCGACAGACAUCCGUUACUUACAGCUGACCAAUUGUGAUCUGCAGGUAGUUGGAGAGGAAUUCUCUCGCAAACCGUACGCGAUUGCCGUGCAGCAGGGAUCACAUCUGAAAGAUCAGUUCAAUAAUGCCAUCUUGACUUUGCUGAACAAACGACAGCUGGAGAAACUCAAGGAGAAAUGGUGGAAGAACGAUGAAGCUCAGGCCAAGUGCGAGAAGCCGGAGGAUCAAUCGGAUGGCAUAUCCAUACAGAACAUUGGCGGCGUCUUUAUUGUCAUCUUUGUGGGCAUCGGCAUGGCCUGCGUCACGCUUGUCUUUGAGUAUUGGUGGUAUAAAUAUCGCAAGAAUCCCCGUAUCAUCGAUGUGGCCGAGGCAAAUGCGGAACGAAUUAAUGCCAAGGAUGGCGACAAGUUGGUGGAUGGUGUCAUUUUGGGUCACACUGGCGAAAAAUUUGAAAAAUCCAAUGCUGCACUGCGUCCGCGAUUUAAUCAAUAUCCGGCCACAUUUAAGCCGCGUUUUUAGAGGACCUUUAAACAUA
Messenger RNA from Drosophila innubila, 2807 nucleotides. RefSeq names its product ionotropic receptor 25a (gene Ir25a). The record is from RefSeq and is a predicted model, not a curated record. Gene Ontology annotation, cellular component: plasma membrane; postsynaptic membrane. Gene Ontology annotation, molecular function: transmitter-gated monoatomic ion channel activity involved in regulation of postsynaptic membrane potential; glutamate-gated receptor activity. Gene Ontology annotation, biological process: modulation of chemical synaptic transmission; monoatomic ion transport; synaptic transmission, glutamatergic. Bases 98 to 2791 code for a protein of 897 amino acids. The transcript has 9 exons. NCBI's taxonomy places the organism in Eukaryota, Metazoa, Arthropoda, Insecta, Diptera, Drosophilidae.